AUGUCUCUAGGACGUACAAGAACUCUUACUGCCAAAGGUAUGGCAAAUUUUGAAGAAAAAGUAGAAACCUUUGAGGCAAAGGUGGAGAAAUACUGGAGAGAUGUUGAAACUGUUAUAAAGGAUAACACAAGUUUAAGCUCGGAAUGUGACAAGCUUAAAUUAAAGUCGGUAAAGUUACAAAUUGUUGAGUGUUUCAACAGAUAUGACAGUGUCGUUACAGAAUAUCAGAGAUAUUUAGAGGCGUCAAGAGUUGAGGACAGUAAACAACCAUUGGAUGAAUUGUUAGAGUCAAUGACAGAAAGGAGAACAACAGUGAAUGAAUUUAUUAAUAAGCUCAGAACAUUUAAGUACUAUGACAAAUCGUCAGUGGGCUCAAGGUCAACAGCUAAGUUACAAGCAGCUAAAGCAAGAGCAUCAUUUGCAGAAAAGGAAGCAGAGUUGGAAAGACAGAGAGCAGAAAUCGAGGAACAAGAAGCAAUUUCGGCAGCAGCAGCAUCUCGUAAACGAGCAAAUCUACAGACUGAAUUAAAGCUUUUAGAGCAAAGAAAAGAACUUGCGCUUGUGGAAUCAGAAUACGAAGAUUUAAAUGGAAGUGAUAUUAGUUCUGUACCAGAUGUACCUGUAGUUGAUCCACAGAUCAAAACAGCAGAAUUUGUGCAAAAUUCUUUGAAUAAAUAUAGUUUUAAUCCUAAUGCAGAAAGCUUCAUUCCAAAUAAUACAAGAACAGAUGUAGUUAGUGACUUUACAAAGUUUCUUUUGAGAAAAGACAUUCUUACAUCUAGAUUGUCAGUGUUCUCGGACAAACCCGAGACAUAUCAGUCAUGGAAGUCUACAUUUAAAUCUGUAGUCCAGGAAAUAGGUGCGUCGGUUGUGGAAGAAAUAGAUUUGCUCAUAAAGUGGUUAGGUCAAGGCUCAAAGAAACAAGCUUUAUGUUUGAAAUCAGCAUACAUUGAUAACCCAAAUGAAGGAUUGUGCAGAAUUUGGGAUAGACUUGACGAGAGAUUUGGAUCCCCUGAAAAUACCUACUAUGCGAUAGUCAAGAAAUUGGAAUCAUUUCCAAAACUGACAAUUAAAGACUCGUUCAAGUUGUACGAUCUCUGUGACAUAUUAUCAGAGAUUGAAGGUUUAAAGGAAGACCCUAGAUUCUCAACUACUCUGUCAUAUUUUGAUUCAGCAGUGGGUGUUAUUCCAAUCAUUAGUAAACUGCCACAUAACAUUCAAGAGAAGUGGACAACAAAAGCAACUGAGUAUAAACGGAGAUAUCGAGUACCGUUUCCACCUUUUAGGGUCGUAGCUGAGUUUGUAAGGGAGCAGAGCAAAAUACGGAAUGAUCCUAGUUUCUUCGUUGAAAGUUUUACUCUGAAGAAUACUCCUAGUCAACAGAGUCGUGAACGACGAGAAGUUUCUGUCAGGAAAACAGAAAUAGAAUUGAAGUGUCCAAUUCACAAAUUACCUCAUUCUUUGGAGAAGUGUCGAUUGUUUAAAGCAAUGUCUUUAUCUGAAAAAAGAAAAGUGCUUCGCGAAAAUAAAUUAUGUUUCAAAUGUUUAUCUAGCAAUCACUUAGCUCGCGAUUGUAAAGCAGAGAUAAAGUGUAGUGUUUGUUUGAGUACUUCACAUUGCACCGCAAUGCAUAUAGACUUUCCAACAGAUUCAGCUGCCAGAAAUAACAGUAAGAAAUCAACAGAGUCUGAUGGCGGGGAGAAAGAAACAUUCACUCAACAUGACAAAGAGAACGUUGUUUCAGCUUGUACAGACAUAUGUCAUAAUGCUUCAUUUUCAGGAAAAUCAUGUUCAAAAAUCAUUCUUGCAAAUAUGUAUACUGUUGAUAAUCCUGAUAAUGUUAUCAAAUGUUAUGUAAUUUUAGAUGAACAGAGCAAUAGGUCUCUUGUUAAACCUGAUGUAUUUUCUUUGUUAGAUAUACAGAGUGAUAUGUAUGAAUAUGUACUGAAAUCUUGUUCAGGCACUAUGGUUUGUAGUGGUCGUAGAGCAAACCAGUGUGUAGUUGAAUCACUUGAUGGUUCUGUCCGCUAUAUGUUACCAACUCUGAUAGAGUGUACUGACAUACCGAAUGAUAAACAUGAAAUAUGUACGCCAGAAAAUGCUAGGUGUCAUGAUCAUUUAAAGAAAAUUGCUGAUUGUUUACCAGAAUUUGAUGAAAAUGCUGAUAUUCUUUUGUUAUUAGGUAGAGAUGUUACUGAGGCUCACCAUAUAGUUGAUCAAGUCGUUGGCCAGUCAGGUGCACCAUAUGCCCAAUGUUUAGGUUUGGGCUGGGUUGUUAUUGGAGAAUUAUGUUUAGAUCAGAUUCAUGCUAAAGAUGUUGUAAAUGUGCAUAAAACUUAUAUAUUGAAUGACGGUCGAACAUCUUUGUUUGAACCGUGUCAGUGUUCACCCUUGUCUGUGCAAGACCCCAUUUUUGUCAAAACUCCUGAUGACGAUAAGAUUUCCCUAUCUAUGGAUGAUAGAGAAUUCCUUAGUAUUAUGAAUGAUCAGUUUCAAAAGGCCCCAGAAGGGAAUUGGGUAGCUCCCCUACCUCUUAGAUCAUUACGUCCCAAAUUACCUAACAAUAGAAUUCAGGCAGUUAAAAGAACUAAUACUCUGAUCAAAAGUCUUCAGAAAGACCCUGUUAAGAAACAGCAUUUCUUUGAAUUUAUGAGUAACCUUUUUAGUAAAGGUCAUGCUGAAAGGGCCCCAGACUUGAGUCAUAAUGAGGAGCGUUGGUAUUUACCAAUCUUUGGUGUAUACCACCCCAAAAAACCAAACCAAGUUAGAGUUGUUUUCGACUCGUCAGCAUUGUUUGAAGGUAUUUCCUUGAACUCUGUCCUGUUACAAGGUCCUGACCUCACCAACAGCCUAUUAGGUAUUUUGAUGAGAUUUAGAAAAGAUAAAGUUGCAGUAAUCUGCGACAUUGAACAGAUGUUCUACUCAUUUAGUGUUCUCGAGAAGCAUAGAAACUUGCUUCGCUUUUUAUGGUUUGAAGGAAAUGACCCUUCCCUUCCUUUGGUAGAAUAUCGCAUGUGUAAACAUGUCUUUGGGAACAGCCCUUCCCCUGCAAUAGCUACAUACGGUCUUCAUAAAUCUGUAGAAAGGUCUGAUCAAGAUGUGCAAGACUUUGUGAAAAGAGAAUUUUAUGUAGAUGACGGCUUGUCCUCGCAUACAACAGCUGAUAUUGCUGUUGAUUUGGUUAAACGAACUCAAGUAGAUUUAAGUGCUAGUAGGUUACGAUUACACAAGAUAGCAUCAAAUGACCCUGAGGUUAUGAAAUGUUUUGACCAAGGAGAUUUGGCGAAAGGUUUAAAAGAUCUAGAUCUUGACUGUGGCGAUCUGCCAAGUCAGCGUAGUCUUGGAAUUGUCUGGAAUUUAAGUUCUGAUGACUUUGUUUUUAAAACAGAUAUGUCAGCUCGUCCUAUCACUAAAAGGGGUAUUUUAUCCUCUAUAAAUAGUGUAUUUGACCCACUUGGAUUUUUGGCCCCUGUUAUCUUAGAAGGAAGGUUAAUCCUUAGAGAACUUAUGUGUACUAAAGUUGAUUGGGAUGACAUUGUGCCUACAGAGAUAGCACUGAAAUGGGAGAAUUGGAAGGAGAGGUUAAAAGAUUUAGAGAUGUUCAGUAUUCGUAGGUGUUAUUUUGAAAGGUCACUGAGUGAAAUGUCGAAGGUUGAUUUACAUAUCUUUUCAGAUGCGUCGUUUACUGCCAUCUCAGCUGUUGUGUAUGUUAAGGGAUUUUUAAAGGGAGAUAAUCAUGUAGGAUUUGUUGUUGGGAAAAGCAAACUUGCUCCAGAAAAGGGUCACACUAUACCCAGGCUUGAAUUAUGUGCUGCAGUUUUAGCUGUUGAACUGUAUCAGUCUGUAGCAAGUCAUUUAUGUGUUGAUGUAAACACAGUUAAAUUCUACACAGAUAGUAAGGUUACUUUAGGUUACAUUUGUAAUCAGUCCAAAAGGUUUUUCACGUAUGUUAGUAAUCGUGUCCAUAAGAUUGUUAGUGUAUCUAAUCCUUCACAGUGGAAUUAUGUUCCCUCUGAACACAAUCCUGCUGAUAUUGGUAGCCGAGGUGCCAGUCUUGUUAAGUUACUGAAGAGUUCAUGGUUAUCAGGUCCAAAGUUCUUGCAAAGUGAUGCAAAUGAUUCUAGGCCUGAAAGUUUUCCUCUUGUAAACCCCACUCAAGAUAAAGAAAUUCGCAAAGAGAUUUCUGUUAUGGCUUCAAACGUAAAAGACUUGAAUUUCAGCAUGGGUUUGUUUGAAAAGUUUUCCUCCUGGCUAAGUUUAAUACGUGCAGUUUCUAUAUUAAGACAUAUUGCCAUUUCCUUUCACAGAAGUUUACCAUGUAAAGGAUGGCAUAUCUGCCCACUCUCGAAAACUUUAGCCAAUAAGGAAGAUUCUGUGUCAUGGGUAUUGCUUCAAGUCCAACUUGAGGUAUUUUCAAAGGAAAUUAAGCUUCUUUCUGGAGGAGAAAGUCUUAACAAAGACAGUAACAUUUUAUCCCUUGACCCGGUAUUAAGCAGUGAUGGUUUGUUACAUGUUGGUGGACGUUUGUGCAGAAGUCAGUUGUCUCAAGUAGAAAAGAGUCCUAUUAUCUUGCCCAAAAAGCAUCCUGUAGCUGAAUUAUUGGUAAAACAUUACCAUGAGUCGGUUGUGCAUCAGGGCCGACAGAUUACUGAAGGAGCCCUUAGGUCGGCAGGUUUCUGGAUUAUUGGAGCUAAGCGAUUAGUUUCUUCUGUCAUUCACAAAUGUGUGAUCUGUAAAAAAUUAAGGGGGAAAUUUUUAUGCCAAAAGAUGUCAGACCUACCCAUUGAACGUGUAGUUCAAUCAUCUCCUUUCAGUUAUGUCGGGGUUGAUGUGUUUGGACCGUGGCAGAUUGUUUCAAGACGUACUAGAGGUGGACAAGCUCUUUCAAAACGUUGGGCUGUUUUAUUCACUUGCUUGACUAUUCGGGCAGUGCACAUAGAGGUUAUCGAAGAUUUAUCUUCCUCUGCAUUUACUAACGCCCUUAGGAGAUUUGUUUCUAUACGUGGGAAAGUUAAGGUUUAUAGAUCUGAUCGUGGUACAAAUUUCAUUGGGGCAAUUGAUAACAUUCAAGCCAGUGCAAUUAAUGUUGAAGAUGAACAUGUUCAGAGUUUCUUACAGAAAUCUGGUUCAGUUUGGGAAUUUAAUAGCCCUCAUAGCUCUCAUAUGGGAGGUACUUGGGAGCGCCUCAUAGGUGUUGCUCGCAGAAUACUAGACGCUAUGCUAUUAAAUGUCAAAACUUUGACUCAUGACGUCAUUGUAACUUUAAUGGCAGAGGUAUCAGCUAUUGUAAAUGCCCGUCCAAUUGUUCCAGUGUCUUACGAUCCCGAAGUUCCAGAUAUAUUGAGUCCCUCUGCUUUGUUAACACAGAAGUUAGAAUCUGACCAAUCACCCCUCGGCAAUAUAGAGACUAAAGAUCUAUAUAGAAAUCAGUGGAAACAAGUCCAAUAUUUAGCCAAUCAAUUUUGGUUACGCUGGAGACGAGAAUAUCUCCAAACUCUUCAAGUUAGGCAUAAAUGGGUUCAAGAGCAAGAACCAUUAAAAGUUGAUGACAUUGUAUUACUUAAGGAUGCUGAAGUAGCACGCAACUAUUGGCCUAUGGGAAGAGUUGUACGUACUUUUCCGAGUAAAGACGGUAGAGUCCGCAAAGUUGAAAUUUGUAUUGUGAAAGAAGGAAAGAAAACGGGGAGUGUGUUGUAUCGUCAGUUUUGGGACGAUGUUUUUGAGGACGAUACUAUGAGUCGAUAA
This is a messenger RNA of Ruditapes philippinarum (Manila clam), 5745 nucleotides long. RefSeq lists its product as uncharacterized. The transcript has 2 exons. The record is from RefSeq and is a predicted model, not a curated record. Gene Ontology annotation, molecular function: nucleic acid binding; zinc ion binding. The coding region runs from base 1 to 5745 and encodes 1914 amino acids. NCBI's taxonomy places the organism in Eukaryota, Metazoa, Mollusca, Bivalvia, Venerida, Veneridae. Gene Ontology annotation, biological process: DNA integration.